AUGGCAUUUAAAGGCCAAAGCAAUGGAGGCAUUGACCUAUUAAAGAAACGUGAUAGAGAAGACGAAGAUGGGGAAGUUACAUCAGUACUAAAGAAAGAAAAACCAACAUUUCAAGUACCACAACUAUAUUAUCCUCCAAGAAAUGAUAUCCCACCCUUGCCAACUAUAGAUAUCCACAACUAUACAAUGAUUACAUCUGUUAUAAAAUUGAAACAAAAUAUACCAUUUUCGAUAUAUAAUUUAAAUGGUGAAGAUAAAAUUGAAGAAGGAGAUGGUAUUGAAAGAUAUUCAAACAGAUUUACGUUUACAAAAAAUAGAUCGACAAGUUCAAUCGAAUCCAAAUUACCCGGUAUACCAUUUGGGUACUUUCCUUAUGAUUUGGUUGUAAAUAAAAGAAAAACAAAAAAAAGAGUAAAGGUAUCAAAUAAAUCAUUAGAUGGAUUGCAAAAAGAGGAAGAGGAAGGUGAAAAGAACCAAGAAGAGGGUGUCAAUCUUGAAGAGGAAGAGGAGGAAGAGGAAGAAGAUGAAGGUGACUAUGCUGAAGAAAAUAUUGUUGACGAUGACGAGGAUAUGUCAGAUCCUGAAGAUGGUGGUGAUGAACGUGAAACUUUUUUUUAA
Molecule: messenger RNA, 618 nt
Organism: Dictyostelium purpureum
Lineage: Eukaryota; Evosea; Eumycetozoa; Dictyosteliales; Dictyosteliaceae
Exons: 2
Coding region: 1-618 (205 amino acids)
Biological process (GO): transcription by RNA polymerase III
Cellular component (GO): RNA polymerase III complex
Source: RefSeq, a predicted model, not a curated record